Messenger RNA from Oncorhynchus gorbuscha (pink salmon), 3853 nucleotides. RefSeq names its product retinoic acid receptor RXR-beta-A-like. Gene Ontology annotation, molecular function: retinoic acid-responsive element binding; nuclear receptor activity; zinc ion binding. The transcript has 11 exons. Bases 54 to 1349 code for a protein of 431 amino acids. The record is from RefSeq and is a predicted model, not a curated record. Gene Ontology annotation, cellular component: RNA polymerase II transcription regulator complex; nucleus. Gene Ontology annotation, biological process: response to retinoic acid; cell differentiation; retinoic acid receptor signaling pathway. Lineage: Eukaryota; Metazoa; Chordata; Actinopteri; Salmoniformes; Salmonidae.
AUUGUCCUUCAGACAACUCAACAUCCUCCUCUCCGCUGGGUAGCUCAAUAGCCAUGUCAUCGCAUCAGCCCACCAGUUCAGCCUCCAACAGUCCCACCAGCACCUUUGGCUCGCCUUUCUCAGUCAUCAGCCCCUCACUGGGCUCCCCUGGUGUGGCACCCUCCAUGGGUUAUGGGCCUAUUAGCAGUAGCCAGAUCAACUCUACAAUGGGGAUGCACUCAAUCAGCAGCUCGGAUGAUGUCAAACCCCCGUUUGGCUUGAGGCCUAUGUCUGCACACAGCCCUGGGAUAAUGCUCUCCCAGAAACGCAUGUGUGCCAUCUGUGGAGACCGCUCCGCAGGUAAGCACUAUGGUGUGUACAGCUGUGAAGGUUGCAAGGGCUUCUUCAAACGCACAGUGCGCAAGGACCUGAGCUACACCUGCAGGGAUAACAAAGAAUGCCUGGUGGACAAGCGCCAGCGCAAUCGCUGCCAGUACUGUCGCUACCAGAAGUGUCUGGCUAUGGGCAUGAAGAGGGAAGUGGUCCAAGAUGAACGUCAGAAAUCAGUCCAGGAGGAGCGUCAGAGGAUCAGGGAGCGAGAGGAGGGACUGGAGUGCAGCAGUGCUGUGAACGAGGAGAUGCCCGUGGAGAAGAUCUUGGAGGCAGAGACGUCCGUGGAGCAGAGGGCGGAGCUCCACUCUGAUACAGGCUCCGCUGGUAGCUCUCCUCAUGAUGCGGUGACAAACAUCUGCCAGACCGCAGACAAGCAGCUGUUUGCGUUGGUGGAGUGGGCCAAGAGGAUCCCUCACUUCUCUGAGCUGCCCCUGGACGACCAGGUCAUCCUCCUGCGUGCAGGGUGGAAUGAACUUCUGAUCGCCUCCUUCUCACACCGCUCCAUCGCUGUGAAGGACGGGGUCCUGCUGGCCAAUGAGCUACACCGGGACAACGCACACAGUGCAGGGGUGGCGGCCAUCUUUGACAGGGAGAGUGUGCAGAGUGCUGAGGUGGGAGCCAUAUUUGACCGGGUUCUCACUGAGCUGGUCAGUAAGAUGAGAGACAUGCAGAUGGACAAGACAGAGCUGGGCUGCCUCCGAGCCAUCGUCCUCUUCAACCCAGACGCUAAAGGUCUGUCCAACACCGGAGAGGUGGAGCUCCUGAGAGAGAAGGUCUAUGCGUCACUGGAAGCCUACUGCAAGCAGAAAUACCCCGAGCAGCAGGGAAGGUUUGCUAAGCUCCUCCUCAGGCUGCCAGCACUGCGUUCUAUUGGCUUGAAGUGUUUGGAGCACCUGUUCUUCUUCAAGCUGAUUGGUGACACCCCUAUCGACACGUUCCUCAUGGAAAUGCUUGAAGCACCUCAUCAGUUGGCAUAGAGGUGGUAGAAGAGGAGAGGAGAGGUGUUCUGUGGCCGGGGUUAGAUAGCUUGGGUCUGGGAAUUUGCUGGAGUGGGACUGCACUUUUAGUUCUUUGGGGAAUUCAGCAUUUUGUCUCACUGCUGUCUGGGUUAUGCUAUUUAGUUCACCACCACAUUGUCUCUUUCAGAACAUACAUCCCCAAGACUUGUGAUCUACAGGCUGGUGCUAUAUAUUAAUAUAACUUCUUGAAUAACUGAGAUUAAAAAGUAAAGUAUUUUGUAAGAAUGGGAACCUUUAGUUCCCGCACUCUGGCUAAUCGAAGCUACAAUCUGGGUUUCUGUUUUUCUAUAACUAUAUUAAUGCUUUUUAGACAAACCCCAAAUGAUCAAGUUAAGUGAUAAGUGAUCUCCCCCCGUAACCUGUUUUUAAAUGAAGGUAACCUGGAUGCAACCAGACUGUCAUUCUACCUUUUUUUCAUUUUUUAAAUUGGAACAAAAUCUUUUGAAAAAACUUGAAAAACAUGUUUUAUUGUCAAAUCUUGGGCAAGUACAUUACUGUACCAAGCGAGCGCUCACUGUGUAACAGGUCUGACUUUCAGCUCCUAGUGGUUUUGUAUCCCUCUCAGAUGACCAGAAAGCAACCCGUUAACAAUAAACCCGGGAUACAGAAGGAGUAGUUGAAUCACAAGGGAACAUGGAGCAGACUUGUACUGACUGUGUUGACCAGCUUUAUUUGUCUAGUAAUGUGCUGUUAGCAUUGUUUCUCUUUGCUGUUUUGUAAAAUGUAAUCACCUUGCAGGCAAAAAGGAUUGAGCUGCAUUGCACAUUUUUGCUAUGUACUAUUUCUACACCAUACAAUACAAGUCAUCAAAUGUCUGGCCAGAAAACAGUCUUUUGGUGCUGAUAUACGACAGACAUUUGCCAUACUUCAUUGCAGCCAUACACCAAACUGCAAACACAAAAAAUUAUGCAAAAAAAUUAAAACUAACUCAAAUGUUGUAAAUGUAGCACUACAAAAAUGAAUACAUAUGCUUUCUUUCUGCUUGACAACUUGUCCGUUCUGGGGGUUUUACAAAGUCAAUCAUUCUGUUAGAAAGGGAAUACUCCAAUAUGUCAUUUAUCUAAACAAUUGUAAGGUACUGUGCAAAAUUUGUUCAGGGAAAAUACUAUAUAUUGAUAGGUUUGAAUAAUGAGAUCAGGAGACAGACACAUGAUGUAAUAAUUGAUAUGUGCCCUUGCUAUUAGUUCACCAAUUGUAUAGAGCAGAUCAUGUCUGAGGUUGUACUGGAUUCCCUAAAGCACUGUUUCUACCUGGUUACAACAUCAUGUAUCCUUUGUCUUGAUCAUGUCCACAUUCUGAUUGUGCCCACAUUUUCAGACCGGUGUAGAUGAUUUAAAAAAGGCAUUGUGACCAGAUCUUCCUGACCACCCCGGAGGUAGUUAGACACACAUUGUGACCAGAUCUUCCUGACCACCCCGGAGGUAGUUAGACACACAUUGUGACCAGAUCUUCCUGACCACCCCGGAGGUAGUUAGACACACAUUGUGACCAGAUCUUCCUGACCACCCGAAGGUAGUUAGACACACAUUGUGACCAGAUCUUCCUGACCACCCCGGAAGUAGUUAGACACACAUUGUGACCAGAUCUUCCUGACCACCCCGGAGGUAGUUAGACACACAUUGUGACCAGAUCUUCCUGACCACCCCGGAGGUAGUUAGACACACAUUGUGACCAGAUCUUCCUGACCACCCCGGAGGUAGUUAGACACACAUUGUGACCAGAUCUUCCUGGCCACCCCGGAGGUAGUUAGACACACAUUGUGACCAGAUCUUCCUGACCACCCCGGAGGUAGUUAGACACACAUUGUGUCUGGAUAUCUUACAAGUGUAGACAUAUGGACAGUGAAUCCAUUUAAAUCACAAUUAUAACACCUUCUAAAAUAUUGACAUUUAGCACCUUUGUCUUAUGGCAUCAAUGUGUGUCUUAAAAUAAGUAAAUAAGAAUAGCUCUCAAAACAUUUGCAUACAGGGAGGGACCAGGAAAUCUGGUCACAAUGCAAUUGGUGGACAGAUACAAGACACAUUUUACUACCAUGUGGAGACAGGUUUCUGAGAAUGUGGACAAGAUCAGAACAAAUGACUGGGGUUUGAACCAGAUAUAAACAAGGAUUCACACAUUCAGCUGACUCAUCUUUUUGAAUUUUUCUGUGCUUUUCUGUAGUAGUAGUUUUUCCUGUUUCCUUUUUUUGAGCUAGUUGUUCAUCCUCUCCUCUCUGCUUACAGUUUAUAAAAAACACAAACUGUUAUCAUGUUUAAAUAUCCAUAACACCUGUGGACAUAGACGCAUUAAACAAGACCAAAUAGGAGUUUUGUGUGCUGAUCAUGUGUGAACACCUGAACAAGGGUAUUGGUAUGUGUCAUGAUCCUGUAUAGACUCUGGAGCAGUUUAGUGAUCCGUGUGGAUAAGUGAAUUACAGCUUGGCUAAUGUGGACUGAAAAUAAAGAGGUUCAACUUUUCUUGUC